GUUAAUUCUUAUCAUCGACAAAAUGGAGAGCCGGCCAGCUAGCUCGCGAUCCUGGUUACCAAACUUCCUUAGGAAAUCUAAGCUGUUUGACUCCGAUUCUCCACCAAGUGAGCGAUCCCCCUUGCUACCGCGGACCGAGGAUGAGUGGGGUACUGGCGAGUCUUACGAGCUCGAAAAUGGAGACGAGACGAAGUUCCAGCUUAUCCUCCAGGAGUUUUGGGUUCUCCUAAGAGGGUCGAUACCGGUUAUUCUUGCCUACACACUUCAAAAUUCGCUCCAGACCGUGUCUGUUCUGAUCGUUGGACGACUCUCGCCGGAAGCUCUUGCUACUGCCGCGUUCUCCUAUAUGUUCGCCAUGGCAACGGGAUGGCUUGUUGCUCUCGGAGGAACAACGGCAAUUGACACUCUUGCAUCUGCAAGCUUCACUGGAAGCAGAAACCGCCACGACCUGGGCAUCAUUCUCCAGCGGUCUUUUGUCGUCCUCACUCUAUUCUACUUACCCGUCUCUAUCUUGUGGGUUUGUGCGGAGCCCGUUUUCAAAGCCCUUGGUCAAGAGGACUAUAUCGCGCGGGAUUCAGCAAAAUUCUUGACUGUCCUCGUCCCUGGUGGUAUUGGCUAUAUCUACUUUGAGGCGUUAAAGAAGUACCUUCAAGCCCAAGAGAUUAUGAGGCCUGGGACAUACGUCCUCUUGAUAAGCUCCCCAUUAAGCGCUGGCCUGAACUAUCUCUUCGUCUAUACCUUCGAAAUUGGGCUCCUUGGUGCGCCAAUCGCAACGGGUAUUGCAUAUUGGAUAUCCUUCUUUCUUCUCCUUGCAUAUGCCCGCUUCAUUGAUGGGUGGGAGUGCUGGGGGGGUUGGAGCCGCAAGUGUCUACAAAAUAUGUGGACAUUUGCACGCCUCGCAUUUCUUGGAGUUAUCCAUGUGGGUACAGAGUGGUGGGCAUUCGAAAUUGUAGCCCUCGCAGCGGGGAAACUCGGGACAAUACCACUCGCGGCACAGAGUGUUAUCAUGACCACAGAUCAGGUCAUGAACACCAUUCCUUUUGGUGUUGGUGUCGCUACUAGUGCACGUGUUGGCAACCUCCUCGGGGCACGCAACGCGAAGGGUGCGGCAAGAGCAGCAAACACGGCAGCUGUUCUCAGCAUGGUGCUUGGAGCGGCUGUUCUCGCCGUUCUCAUGGGCGUUAAGGAUGUCUAUGCGAAAAUAUUCAACGACGACGUUCGGGUUAUCAGACUAACUGCAGAAGUCAUGCCAUAUGUUGCGUUAUUCCAGAUUGCCGACGGGCUCAACGGCAGCUGCGGCGGCGCACUCAGAGGGAUGGGCAGACAGCAUGUGGGCGCCACCGUGAAUCUUGUUAGUUACUAUUGCGGGGCACUACCUCUUGGUAUCUGGCUUGCGUUUCAUGGCUGGGGUCUAGCUGGUCUUUGGGUAGGGCAAUGCAUUGCUCUGUAUGUGGUGGGGUUCGCCGAAUGGGCUAUCGUCGCAUGGAGCAACUGGGACUAUCAAGUAAAGAAGGCUUUCGAUAGGAUGGACCCUGAAGACAGGGCUGAGAGGGGCGAGUCUGGGGAAGCCGGGUCGAACGAGCACCAAUGAUGAGUAAAGAAAGGCGGGCAAGACGAGACCAUGAUC
Lindgomyces ingoldianus is the source of this 1627-nucleotide messenger RNA. Its product is annotated as mate family transporter. The record is from RefSeq and is a predicted model, not a curated record. Gene Ontology annotation, biological process: xenobiotic detoxification by transmembrane export across the plasma membrane. Gene Ontology annotation, cellular component: membrane. The transcript is spliced from 2 exons. Gene Ontology annotation, molecular function: antiporter activity; xenobiotic transmembrane transporter activity. The coding region runs from base 23 to 1591 and encodes 522 amino acids. Lineage: Eukaryota; Fungi; Ascomycota; Dothideomycetes; Pleosporales; Lindgomycetaceae.